This is a messenger RNA of Blepharisma stoltei, 765 nucleotides long. Lineage: Eukaryota; Ciliophora; Heterotrichea; Heterotrichida; Blepharismidae. The record is from the annotation of a GenBank genome assembly.
AUGAACUUAAAACAUAAAUUUUGUGCAGAGGCCUACGGAACCUUUUUACUUACCUUCGUAAUAGUGGCAAAAGACUAUGAAGCAACCUUAAUUGGUCCCGCAUUCUGAAUGUGUGUUCAAGGCACGAAUAUGAUUCAUUCUUUUCAUUUUAACCCAUGCGUUCAAAUUGCCUCUCUACUGCACAAAAAAGGAACCCAUAAUCUUAUUCUAAAGGAUAAAAAAUUCCUCCUAUGGUCUUUACUAGCUCAAAUAAUUGGCGCAAUACCAGGAGUCUUUGCAGCAUGGUGGAUUUAUGACUCAGAUUUUUAUUUCAAGACUGGUGAUGACUAUAAUGAUGCUCAGAAAUUUUUUGCUGAAUUAAUUUUCUGUAUCCAUAUUAUUCUCUGUCCAUUGGGUUUAACCUAUUGGCCUCAUAAUAAACUAAUUGGAAGCUUGGUGGUGUCAGGGGGAAUUACGGCUGGGAUCAUCACAGUAGGACAUAUUUCUGGCGCUUGCUUUAACCCUACCAUUUGCUUUACAGUCAAUAUUAUCCAAGGAAUUAGAACUGGAGACUCAGAACACUUUGAAUAUCUCUGGAUUUAUUUUAUUGCUCCUGUGAUUGCAAUGCUAAUAGCAGCUGGACUGGCAUGCAUUAUACAUUUCCCAACUGAGCCAGAAAAGCCGAUAUUGCAUGAGGGAAUUGCUGGUCGAAAUAACGGAGUACCAAAGCAUGAGGUCAUAGAAACAGUUCACAGUAUAGAUCUCCAAGUCACAAAAAGAGUUUAA